AUGGACAAGAGUAAAAUGAGACCUCAGAUUCAGGAGAGCGACAUGGAUCUGGCGCACCAAAAUAGGGCCAUCACGCUGACCAUGGAGGCAAUGAAGAGGUACAGGUCGCCGAAAAAGAUCGCCGGCUACAUCAAACAGGGCUUCGAGAAAAAAUAUCAAGGUAGCUGGAACUGCGUCGUCGGACGACAGUUCGGAGUGUGGUUCGAGCCGCAGGUACGGGGUUUCGUUUACUUCUACGUCGGAAAGUACGCCAUUCUGCUGUGGUGCUGA
This is a messenger RNA of Soboliphyme baturini, 270 nucleotides long. Lineage: Eukaryota; Metazoa; Nematoda; Enoplea; Dioctophymatida; Soboliphymatidae. The record is from the annotation of a GenBank genome assembly.